GAUAUCUGUGUUUUUUACAUUUGGAUGCGUCUCAAUUGACCGAAUCCGCCCAUGUAACACUUCCGCAUCUGCGGUGACAGAGUUGGGACGUUGUUUGUCAACCCCAGACAUCCUGACCUGAAAAUCGGUCUUCUCACAAACGCGUCUGUAGCCUCCGAACGGUUUGGUCUGAACACUAAUAUGACUCAUCUGUGUAAAGCUUCACAUAGGUGCUGGCGUGUAUGUACUUCAAGCGCACAGGAGUGCUGAAUUCACCGUCUGCCGAAGUUAAAACACGGAAAGGUAACUGUCCAGCCAGGUGAGCCAGUGUUGGGAUGACCUAGUGUUUAGACUAGAGGGCAUUCCCCUGGCAGAGCUCUGGGGUUCAACAGCUGCCAAUAGGAUCCGUUUGAGGUCCGUACUGAGGUAGAAUAUAUCCAUCUGAGAGACCAGCACGUGAUGUCGUCGUUCAGCCGUGAAAAACUGUCUCUGCACCUGCGGCGCAGAAUGGGGGUGUUUGUGAGCAGAGUGAAAGCUAUAGAGCUCAUGCCCAAUCUCCCUUGCCUUACACUUUCUGACAAGGAGGAGAUCCAGGCCAAGAAGGACUUUUCUGGUAACUAUGCAGCCAUGCAACUCCUGCUGGACUAUGUGCAGAAGAGAAUGAACUGGCCAGAAGAGUUGAUAUCAGGCCUGGAGACGUUGGAGCAUCAGGAUCUGGCUGAGGAACUGAGGGCAGAGUGGAACAAGCACAACCAGAGCAAUCCCUACCCUCCUUCAGCUGCUGCUACCACCGCAGUCAAGACCCAUGUUCAUCCAAUUCCUUCUACCAGCUCUGAGGGGUCGCCAUAUUCUCUGGUCCUCCCAGCUCAUCCAGCCCCACCGGCGGUAUCUGCCCCACUGGCGGUAGCCCCGCCUGAGGCUUCACUCCCUCCUGAAGUAGCCCCAGAGGUUUUGCCACCUCCUGUAGUGGCUGCCCAGCCAGAAGCCCCUCCAAGCUUAGUUCCUGAGGCUCCCGUGGCUGGCUCCUCUUCAGAGCCAGCGUCACAUGCUCCCGAAGCAGCAGUGAGCCCUGACAUAGCCUCAGAGGCAGCACCUUCUCCUGUCGCUGCCCCGCAGGCAGCCCCUCCGUCUCCCGUCUCAGCGGACGAGCCCACAGGGAUCUCUGAACCUCCAGCUUCAUCCCGGCCUGGUCCUAUUGACGUCGUCAGUCUGGAGGACAACUCCUCUCAUAGUGAUGCUCCAACACCGAUAGCCCUGUCUGAAACCACUCCUUCCUUGUCUGGUUCAGACCUAAUCCCAGCUGUAACUGAAAUCACUCCCACGUUGCCUGUCUCACACCUAGCCCUGUCCCAAACUGAAUCCACCCCUGCUGCCUGGGCCACAUUCCAGUCCCCUGAGAGACGUCCAGUUCAGGACACCUCGCCACACACAGUCAACGAGACUAGCUUCCACCAGGAGGCUGUAGAAGACUCUGAUCCAACCCAGGUGACUGAAGAUGACCAGCACACUGAGCCGCCUCAGAUCCAGCACUUCUCCGCCGCCACGGCCCUACCCCCGGUGGAUACCUCCAUGAAUGAGGAUGACGUGAACUUCAGCAAGCCUGAAGUCCUCCGCAGUGAGGUCAUGGACAGCCAGCCAUACUCAGGAGAUUCAACGCGUCUACAGAUGUCUGUGUCACACCUGGUACUUGCUACAGCUGAUGUGAACAGUCCUGUUGUGGUCCCAGACCCCGUCACUACUUCCACCCCUCUGCCAUGUCAGGAGAAUGGAGUUCCUGAGGAAAUUACAGAACCCCUGUCCCAUAACGAGCCCCAGGAGGACACCUACGAGUCCCACUGCAUGAGCUCCCUGGGGGACCAGGAGGUGCUGCUCAAUGUUGUUCACGUGUCUGAGGAAGCGUCCAUUCAGAACAACGACGGCCAGACACCGAGCAUGCUGGGUAUUGUAGUCCACAUGUCCGAGGAGCCAUGUAAAUGGAAUCAAGAUGGCCAAACACAGAGCAUGCUGGGUAAUAAUGAUGUGGGUGUGUCUGAAACACCCCCACCAGUUCAGAACCACAAUAGCCAAUCUCAGAUCACACCUCUCUCUGGAUCUACCGCCCUUGACCUGUCGUCUGGUCCGAACCAGCACGGCCAAUCUCAGGGUCUGAUUAUGAUCGUUAACGGCCAAGACGCCAGCCCCUCAACCAAACAUCCUGAUGCUCCAGCUCCUACUGGCUUUGUCCCCUUCGUCAACGGCUCUUCCUCGGCGGAGAACCGUCAUCCCCUGGGGCCUAUGGGGGCAGAGGUCCUGAUGGAGGCUAGAGCUGUUCCUGAACUGAAGCAAGAGAGAGCGAUAGGAGAGAGCUAUUAUCUUCUGGGGGCUGCUGUAGUGGCCGUCUCAGCUCUGUUCAUGGCCUGGAGGAUGAAGAAUUAACAACUAGGGUUGAGGAUAGGUUGUCUGAAAUGACACCAUGUUUAUAUAUAUUAAGUCAAAGUGAGUAACCUUGUCUUUGGCCCCUGUCCUUUUGGGCGGUUCUGGCGAUCUACUGUUUCUGUAGCGUGACGCAGCUUGAAGAAUAAUUACACAGCCUGGACAAAGUAGUGCACUAUAUUGGAAAUAGGGCCUGAACAAAGUAGUGCACUAUAUUGGAAAUAGGGCCUGAACAAAGUAGUGCACUAUAUUGGAAAUAGGGCCUGAACAAAGUAGUGCACUAUAUUGGAAAUAGGGCCUGAACAAAGUAGUGCACUAUAUUGGAAAUAGGGCCUGAACAAAGUAGUGCACUAUAUUGGAAAUAGGGCCUGAACAAAGUAGUGCACUAUAUUGGAAAUAGGGCCUGAACAAAGUAGUGCACUAUAUUGGAAAUAGGGCCUGAACAAAGUAGUGCACUAUAUUGGAAAUAGGGCCUGAACAAAGUAGUGCACUAUAUUGGAAAUAGGGCCUGGACAAAGUAGUGCACUAUAUUGGAAAUAGGGCCAGAGCAAAAGUAUUGCAAAAAAACAAGGACAUAUUAUAGUUCAAUAUGUUAAGAGAUUAUAUUGGCCCAGUGCCUUAUUGUAUUGAUAGGAGUGAAGGAGCUGAAAUUAACUAUUUAUUAAGCAAUGAGUUCAACCCAACAAACACCAAUGAUCACUGAGUGAACAAAACAUUAGGAACACCUGCUCUUUCCAUGACAGACUGACCAGGUGAAUCCAGGUGAAAGAUAUGAUUCCUUACUGAUGUCACCUGUUAAAUCCAUUUCAAUCAGUGUAGAUGAAGGGGAGGAGACGGGUUAAAGAAGGAUUUUUAAGCCUUGAGACAUGGAUUGUGUCUGUGUGCCAUUCAGAGGGUGAAUGGGAAAGACAAAAUAUGUAAGUGCCUUUGAACGGGGUUUGGUAGUAGGUGCCAGGCACAUCGGUUUGAGUCAAGAAUUGCAAUGCUGCUGGGUUUUUCACGCUCAACAGUUUCCUGUGUGUAUCAAGAAUGGUCCACCACCCAAAGGACAUCCAGCCAACUUGACACAACUGUGGGAAGCAUUGGAGUCAACAUGGGACCAGAAUCCCUGUGGAACGCUUUCCACACCUUGUAGAGUCCAUGCCCUGACGAAUUGAGGCUGUUCUGAGGGCGAAAGAGAGAGGAACUCAAUAUUAGGAAGGUGUUCCUAAUGUUUUGUACACUCAGUGUGAGUACCUAUGCAGGACUUUGAUCGACGGUCUAAAUCAAUUAUUAAUUAGCAUGAUACAGCAUGUCCUAGUUGGGAUAAAUAAAAUGUAUCUUUUAUGAUGAA
Molecule: messenger RNA, 3724 nt
Organism: Salvelinus fontinalis (brook trout)
Lineage: Eukaryota; Metazoa; Chordata; Actinopteri; Salmoniformes; Salmonidae
Product: sterile alpha motif domain-containing protein 1-like
Exons: 8
Coding region: 439-2394 (651 amino acids)
Source: RefSeq, a predicted model, not a curated record